UUUUCAGGGAACGAAGGUGGACCAGAAAGGGUUGAACCAGCAAGGGCAGAAUCAAAGCAAAUGACAGCUACUCAGAAACACAACCUCUUCACUCCAGAACCCCACUACAUCCCUGGCUAUGCUGGUUUCUAUCCUCAACUGCGCUACCAGGUGGGAAACACCUAUGGCCGCACCACUGCACAGUUGCUCACAGAUCCCAGCGUACAGAAGAGCCCCUGCUCUGUUUUGUCACCUAUGUCCAAGCCCAAGUUCAUCGAAGACUUCAGCAAAUCUAAGCCACCAUGGAUUCCCUGCAGGGACCUGACAGAGCCUUACAUCCCCCACUAUACCAGUCUGAAACCCCACAAGAAUUUUGAGAUCCUGGGCCAGGUCCCACGCCAGGUGGACACUCAGGGGCCGCCACAAGUAGAGAACAUAUGCAGAGAGGUUCCAAUGUCUGCAGACUUCCUGCCUUAUCCCCCCUACCCGCCAUUCCCUCCGGGCAGAAAGGGAGAAGCUAGAGACCUGGGACAUCCAGGUCUACUGCUGGCAUAUGGGGAAGAGGCCUGGAAAAAUGCAGCACCUCUUAAGGAGACCCCAGGGCAGUACCAGCUAUACCACUACAGGAGGGACGAGUGCCUGCCUCCACAUCCCCCGCAGGAGACACUAGAUGUGGGCAGGUUCCAGCGACUACCCCAGCUAGACCACCCCAACCUAAUCCAACGCAAGGCCAUCUCAGGGUAUGCUGGCUUUGUCCCCCGGUUUGCCUGGGUGAUGGGGAUGAAUUACCGUGAUGGAGUCACACAAGCUAUGGAUGAGUUUGACAAGAACCAGUUCACGUUCAGAAACCCAGUCUGUGCUCUGGGUGAAAGGCUGCCCAAGACCCACUGGCCAAACAACACCAUCUACAGAAGCCAAGGCCUGAUUCCUUUCUACAUGGGCUUCAUCCCAUCCAUGCAGGACAACUAUGCACUGACAUUCGGUAACAGCACCCGAAAAGCUUAUCAGAAGGAACUGGAGAGGCGAGGCCACAUGCUAUGA
Messenger RNA from Cricetulus griseus (Chinese hamster), 1020 nucleotides. Lineage: Eukaryota; Metazoa; Chordata; Mammalia; Rodentia; Cricetidae. The record is from RefSeq and is a predicted model, not a curated record.